Molecule: messenger RNA, 1866 nt
Organism: Cavenderia fasciculata
Lineage: Eukaryota; Evosea; Eumycetozoa; Acytosteliales; Cavenderiaceae
Exons: 3
Coding region: 1-1866 (621 amino acids)
Source: RefSeq, a predicted model, not a curated record
AUGUACACAACUAACAUUAAAUAUACAUACACCCUACAUCAUAAGUAUGAAAAGAAAUUGUUUCAUUGCAUGGAUAGCUAUAUUGGUGGCCAUUGUGCUUGGUUUAUUGUACAUUCUACUAUCAAGAUUCUUGCCGAUGGAUUAUGUAUCGAUAGAGGUGAUACCUGCAUCAAUGUUGAAUGGACAAGUAGAGGGAUAUUCUUUCGGUACGAUUGGGCAUUCUCUGACACUGACACGGUGCGUGAUGGUUCAUCACAACAACUACACAACUUUAACGGUACGACAUGGCACAAUGCAACGGUUACUGUUAGUCGUCGUAUCCCAGGUAAUAGUGUAAACUCCUCCAUCACUCUAUCAUGGUAUACUCUUGGUAACAAUACUGUUAUCAUCCCUGCCAACUCUAUACAAUCUAUGAGUAAUCUUACCUCUCUGACUACUACACUCAUUUGGCCAGAUAAUAUGAUUACACCUCCGUCACCCGGUAUGAUUAUAGCCGGAAAUGAUAAUGGUGGUUUCGUAAACACCAUCACCCAAGUUGUAUCCUACUCAAAUGUAUCAAGAGUUGCCACAAUCAUUACAGGUAAUGCAUCUAUCGCAGAUGUCUUCUCUGAUGCAUUUCUUGCCGGUAACCCACAGUUUGCUCCCGUCAAUAUUUCAGGUGAAUCAAAUUCGUCGUCGUCGUCGUUCCAAAGAGCAUCAUUUGUCAACCAACAACAGUCAUCGUCAUCAUUGUCAUCAGCAGCAAGUACAGCAUGGUCUAAUAUCCUCAAGUUUUUGUGGAAGGAUCAUUCCUUUACAAUUGAUGGAUCUGCAUCGGCAUCGAUUGAUUUUGAUCCGACACUAUCAUUCUCUCCCAACUUGUAUCAUCGUAUUGUUAUCUCGGGACAUACCUUUCAAGAAGUUACAUUGGUUGCAGAGGGUGAACUAACUGUAGGGUUCAUGUUGUAUGUGCAGACUGCUGGAUCACUCACCAUCACACCUUGGUCGUACGAAUAUAGUCCUCCAAAUAUACUUGGUAUCAUCACACUACCAGUACUCAACAUUCCACUUGUCGUCAAUUGGCACGUCACAUUUGGUGUCUCACUAUCAGUGUCUAUGCAAGAGAGCUUUAGUAUGGGUGCAACCGAUACAUUCAAUGCUGUGCUAGGUGCAUCGUAUACAAAGACCGAUGGAUUCAACUCGAUCAGUUCAUUCCAGAGUAAUCCAAUCCUAACACCUUUAAAUAGUCAUGCCAACUCUUGUUCGGCAGCUGUUGCAACUACUGUCGGUGCAGGCAUCACUUUUACAAUGUUUGGUAUUACUCCACAAUUGGCUAUUGAUUUACAAGCAGGUCUACAAUUAUCACGUACCUUUAAUGCACAGUAUUCAAUGUGUCCGUGUGUAUCUGCAUUUGGAAACAAACAAAUAGCGAAUCAACUUAGUUUUGUUUGGGGACCGACAGUGUCACUCACACUACUCAUCUUUUCCAAGUCAUGGGAUAUAUAUCCACAAUCAAAUACUCUUGUUAGUACAUGUGAUGACGCAAUCGCCGACACAUGUGGAAGUUGCUAUUGUCAAAGUUUAUGGAAGUGUUGUCCAUGGGCAUAUUGUCCAAUUUGGCUGAAAUAUCAGUGUCUAUGUAUGCUUAGAUACGAUGGCAAGGGUGUAUGUGCCCAAAAUGAUUACUGUCCGAAUUAUACGUGUCGUACCGAUUCAGAUUGUCCCAGUGACUACACUUGUAUCAUCUCUCAAAACUGUAAUCCAAAGAAUCAAUGUGUACAAAAGUGUGGUCAGGUACAAGACAGUACUAGUAUGACAGCUAAUUUUAUUGCAAUAGAAGGUGGUGGUGGAAAUACAUCCCGUGUUUUAAUUUAUAAUGAUGAAUGA